AAAAAAUCUUAAACUUUGAGCCUUAUUUAUAGGCAUGAUGUUGGUUCCUAUGUGUAGGCAGGUUUUGGUCUAGCAAUCACCAACCAUCUUCAGAAUGCCUCACUUUCUCAAAGGCUCAAGAAUAGCGUCGUCGAAGAUUCGCAAGGAUGAGCAACUCGGCGACGAGGAACUUGAGCCACUGGAGGACAAAACAGAGCCCCUUCAGCGCCGCUCGAAACGUACUGAACGUGCUGAGCGCAAACAAAAGCAAAAGGUCGAGAAGCAUAAAGUCGAGUCGCAGGUGACACACAUUCUGGAGUUACCUCAUGAGCUCGUGCUUGAGAUACUUUAUUACUGUCAACCAAGUACACUCAUGAAUUUGCGCCGCACAAGCAGAGCCUACCGGGACGUCCUCCUGCAAGAGGAAUCGAGAAUUCUGGAUCGGGUGUGCGAUUUGCGCUAUCGCUGUCUGCGGAAGUGCUUCCACCCGCCGGUUCUUCUGAAGCAUGGUGGAACUCAAAAACGCGCUCAAAAAACCAUUCCAGCACAUUCAGCCCCUGAUCCGGCCUUGAUUUGCACGUGCUUCAUCUGUCUUCUUCGAUGGAACAGCCUCAAUAUCAUUCUGGACUUCGCACACUAUCAGAAUGAUCUGGAAAGAGGUAACCCGUUGCCAAUAAUGCCCCGAGGAAUCUUUCCGGAGAAUAAUCGGAAGCUGCUUGACGAUCACGCCACUAUCGUGAGGAAGGCGCUGGAGAGCCCACUCUGGCACGCUCGGAUUCUCGAAGAACAUCUCAGAUCAACCACACGGGCCAUCAGCCGACAUGCUGCUAAUAAAGGUAACAAGCGGCGGAGGUUUCGAAUGACCAAAGAAGAUAUGGAGUCGGAAUCGGAUCGUUUCCUCGAAAGAAGUGGACCACCAACAGCUGACAUCCCGUAUAUGAGAGACAACUACUACAUGCUGGAGACAUUUAUGCCCAAUCGUGGAUGGAACUUGGAGGAGAACCGAUGGAUGUACCUCCCGAAAGAACAGCAUGACACAGAUUUGAACAUUGUGGUUUCAUGGGCAAGAUGGAGGGCGCAACAAGCUGCUAUACAGGUAGAAGCUCAAUGAUGAUUCUUGAUACACAAA
Truncatella angustata is the source of this 1108-nucleotide messenger RNA. RefSeq lists its product as uncharacterized. The record is from RefSeq and is a predicted model, not a curated record. Bases 95 to 1090 code for a protein of 331 amino acids. The transcript is spliced from 2 exons. NCBI's taxonomy places the organism in Eukaryota, Fungi, Ascomycota, Sordariomycetes, Amphisphaeriales, Sporocadaceae. Gene Ontology annotation, molecular function: protein binding.